Messenger RNA from Rhopalosiphum maidis (corn leaf aphid), 1050 nucleotides. Its product is annotated as cell wall protein DAN4-like. The transcript is spliced from 2 exons. Lineage: Eukaryota; Metazoa; Arthropoda; Insecta; Hemiptera; Aphididae. The coding region runs from base 19 to 951 and encodes 310 amino acids. The record is from RefSeq and is a predicted model, not a curated record.
ACAAAACUAAAACACAAUAUGACAAGUUUUAGAAUUUUGGUGGUUCUAGCUAUGCUUCAAAUGAUAAAUAAGAUCAGUAAUGCAAGUCAUGUCAGUUCAAUUUCUCCAUCUCAUGGAUUGCUCUCCAUAAAUUCUGAUUCAUCAGAUUUAUCGCAAAAUAUCGAGAAUUUUUCAGGCAUGUUUUCUCCGUCAUCUUUAUCGAAUUCAAUUUCUACAACUGCCUAUGGUUAUGCAUCAGAAUCUUCGUCAAAUUCAAUUCUCACUCAACAAUCGACGACUACAUCAUUACUUUUGCCCAUUUCUACAUCUACUCCUGAACAACCAACCGAAUCCACAACAUCGCGUUUAACAAGUACAGCUGCUACAUUAGCGUUAUCUUCUACACUGACUCCGUUACCGUUAUUGGAUACAGUUCUUACUCAAUCUACGUCUCCCAAAUCUGUAUUAUUAAAGUUACCAAGUUCAAGUAUUACACCAUCUAUCUCACAUAUAAAUAACCUAAUAACUCUGCCGAGUUCAAAUCCUACUCUAGUUUCAUCAUCUACACCUACUUCAUUAGAGUCUACGAAUUUAUAUACUACAACAUCUUCUUCAAUUAAUGUACAUAGUUCAACUCCCAUUCUAUGCACAUCGGAACCAUUCAGCACAAUUCUUACUCCUGUGAUAUCCACUCCAUUAUAUUUAUCAGAGUCAACACAUAAUCUUGAUCAGCCCACUCAGCUAGCUAUUAAUUUAUAUUCAUCGAGUUCAUUUCCAACUGAAGUAUCUUCUCCUGUGUUGUCUUCAGUACCUUUAUUUAAUUCGAUUCCCAGUUCAGAACUGACUCUAGUACCAGAAUCAGCUUCAUAUUCAAUGCCUGAGAAUAAUCUAAGUCCCGCUUUACUAGAACUUUUUUUUAAAACUCAAAGCUUUAUCGGAAACCCAAUAAUAACUUAUUAUUCUGUUUUUUAAACACAAUUUCGUAAUAUUUUCUCAAUUUAUUCUAGUCUAACUUCCUUUUUUAUCGUCUAUUCGUUAGUGUUCUAAAAACCGUUUAUUAAUUGUAGUACU